CAACAGUGCAUGUUAAAAAGAGUGAACUUAAUAAUAACUAUAGUAUACUACAAAGUUCUAUGGUAAGCACUACACGAUCAAGUGAUGCUACAGUGUAUAAUAUACUACAGUUGACUAAAUAUUUACAUAGUAAACUGUAGUCUUUUUUCAUGUGGGUUCAUUAAUUCCCUCCCCCCACCCACUCUUUCUUUCACUCCCUUCUUCUAUCCCUCCAAUCAGUCUGUGUGUCAAGGUGUGGGGCCCCUGGGUUUCCAGGUGUCUCUGGAGGAGCAGGCCUUCCUGCUGCUGACAGACCCAGAGAGACAGACCAUGGGCUACUACCUGCGGGAGUACCAGGAGGGACACAUUGGCCUGGAGCCCCUGACCAUGGCCCUGUUUGAGCUCUUCAACACUCGUGCCAAGUUGUCCCUGCUAUCUGAGGUGCGUAGUCAGGUGGCUCCCCAGGAACUGGAGCUGUAUGAUGGCCUGGUGCUGCAUCGCGAGAGGGAGGCUCUGAAGGCCUGGCACGGAGGAAUGGGAUCCCUACACCCUGUGCACCCAUACAGCCGCUGUCUACACGCUGAGCCCUCAGCCAGCCACAGCCACUCCAACCCGGCAAAUCUCUGCUCUGCCAAGGAGUCCUCACACGGUGACAUUGUACAGCAAGAUCCAGGGUCAACCACUAAUGUCCUACCUGACGUUACAUUGAAUGAAGUGCAGUCGACAGCUGAGUCUCCUCCGUUCUUCAAGCCUCCUCCUCCCCCCGGACCCGGACAGACCCAGCCCAGACAUCCGAGGGACAGGGACAGGGAGAGGGAGCAGUCCAAGCGCCUCUUAUCCAGACACUCCCAAUCUGGCCUGGUCUUUACUGCCCCCACCAGGCUGCACCAGGAAUGUCACCACACACACAUUAAAGCCUUCCAAAGCUUCUCCAACCACCAAACUUCCAACUCCCCUAGCUCUGACCUCCAUCACACCUGUCCCAACCCUGGCCAUCAUAACUGCUCCAACCCUGGCCAUCAUAACAGCUCCAACCCUGGCCAUCAUAACAGCUCCAACCCUGGCCAUCAUAACAGCUCCAACCCUGGCCAUCAUACCACCCCCAAACCUGGCCAUCAUACCACCCCCAACCCUGGCCAUCAUACCACUCCCAACCCUGGCCAUCAUACCAGCUCCAACACUGGCACUGGCAAUAGCGUCUAUCCAAGCUCUGGCAAUGACACAUCCACGUACUCUCUUCACCACACCUGCCAAAGCUCCCUCCACAUCUCCACAACUACCUCCUCCGACCACCACACCCCCCAAACACACCACGGCUGCUCCAGCUCCGGCCACCAUUCCUGCCCUGGCUCCCUUCAUCCCAAGCACUCUGGUCCUCAGAACAAGGACAAAUUCAUCAAGCUUCCCAUCUUCAGAUCCUGCUCCCAUGAGAAGCCUGUUACCUCCCCUGGUCCCUCCCCUGGUCCCUCCCCAUGUCUCUCUCCCUGUCUCUCUCCCUGUCCCUCCCCUGGUCCAUCCCCAUGCCUGUCCCCCUUUCCCUCCCGCUGUCCUUCACCCUGUCCCUCUCUCUCUGUGCUGGGACCUCCCCCAUGUAGUCCAGACAGGCCCUGCUCCCCCUGCUCUCCCUCCCUCAGCCAGGGAGGUUUGUGUGUCAUGGCCGACACACACAGACUGACUGCUGAGGCCAGGCCCGAGCCCCAGCAGAGAGGCACCACAUUGUCCCAGCUGUCAGACAGUGGUCAGACUCUGAGUGAGGACAGUGGGGUGGACAUUGCUGAGGCACGAGGGCUCAGUAAAGACAGCAGUCCUUGGCCAACUAAGAACCAGGCCAGCCAGGCCACACAAGGGCCCCAGGGGGCCCAGGGGUCUGCAGUACUGGCAUCCAAACAGCAGCCUGGUUCUCCAGUGCCCAUACUUACUCUGGUACGUGUGGUAAAGAAUGCCAACACUCUGGGCAUUGCUAUAGAGGGAGGUGCAAAAACACGGCAGCCACUGCCACGCAUCGUCACCGUACAGAAGGGGGGCUCGGCACACAGUUGUGGGCAGCUGAAGGUGGGACAGGUGAUUCUGGAGGUGAACGGGGUCUCACUGAGGGGUAGAGAGCACCGGGACGCUGCUCGCAUCAUCGCUGAGGCCUUCAAGACCAAAGAGAAGGACCACAUUGACUUCCUGGUUACCGAGUUUAACACAGCCCUACUGCAAGGCCUUUAGCGGGGUCGUAUUUAGGCACCACACAGAAGAAAAGAGACUGAAGGGACCACCUGAACUAAUGCCUGUUCCCAUUUUCCUGCAGGGGCUUCAGCAGGACUUUGCACUUUAGAGAGCUGGAACAGAUGGAGGAAGGAGGAGAAAGAGAGAACGGAAGGAGGGAGAAGUUUGAUGGAGUGUUGCACCUGGGGACAAAAUAAAGACAAUCCGUUAUUCUCCUGUAAGCCCCUUCUCCCUUCCCACAUUGUUGUCCCUAUAUACCAACUUACCAGGCUGACCAUGUAGUGUUAAAAAGCUAAAAUGCACGACAUCCUGCAUAAAGAAGAACCCACCGAUAGAACACAUAGUUGAAGUCGGAAGUUUACAUACAUUUAGGUUGGUGUCAUUAAAACUGAUUUUUCAACCACUCCACACAUUUCUUGUUAACAAACUAUAGU
Messenger RNA from Oncorhynchus kisutch (coho salmon), 2624 nucleotides. RefSeq names its product whirlin-like. Gene Ontology annotation, biological process: sensory perception of sound; auditory receptor cell stereocilium organization. The record is from RefSeq and is a predicted model, not a curated record. Gene Ontology annotation, molecular function: protein binding. Gene Ontology annotation, cellular component: cilium; photoreceptor inner segment; stereocilium tip. NCBI's taxonomy places the organism in Eukaryota, Metazoa, Chordata, Actinopteri, Salmoniformes, Salmonidae. The coding region runs from base 310 to 2190 and encodes 626 amino acids. The transcript has 7 exons.